This is a messenger RNA of Pecten maximus, 11372 nucleotides long. RefSeq names its product alpha-(1,6)-fucosyltransferase-like. Lineage: Eukaryota; Metazoa; Mollusca; Bivalvia; Pectinida; Pectinidae. The coding region runs from base 61 to 1782 and encodes 573 amino acids. Gene Ontology annotation, molecular function: glycoprotein 6-alpha-L-fucosyltransferase activity; protein binding. The transcript is spliced from 10 exons. Gene Ontology annotation, biological process: protein N-linked glycosylation. Gene Ontology annotation, cellular component: Golgi cisterna membrane. The record is from RefSeq and is a predicted model, not a curated record.
ACGCCUUUAGCAUUGCUUGGACACAUCAGCAAUUUGCUAAAUCGAAGUGAUGACCUUGAAAUGAAGACGUGGAAAGUGAUUGGCUGCCUGUUGUUGGUAUGGCUGGGGAUAAUGGUGUACAUGUCCAACAUCCUGUUUCAGUCCUCCGACAGCAACCCAAGUGAUAUUGAACGACAACUCAAGCGAGCACUCCGAGAACUAGAUAAACUUAAAGCCCAAAAUGAUGAAUUCCGUGGUUUAGUGUCCGAUAUAAAAAAUCAGAUUAAAACAGAUGAUGGUGAACCAGCUGUUAGAAGGAAAACGAUAAAAGAUAUAGAAAAAGCUGUUGCUGUAGGAAGCUCAAAAGUUUGUGAAGCCACUGGACCUUCCCUCCUGCAUGAACAGAGGAGACGAAAAAUCGAAAACGAUGUAGUAGAGUUUUGGUAUUACAUGCGAUCUGAACUAAAGAAACUGAAGAGUGUUUCAAAAAGUGAUAUAGUACAUGUAGUGGAUAAAGCCCUUUUAGAUGGAGCAGAUUAUCAAAAGACACUACAUAAAGACUUCCAUGCACUGCGGAAUGUUGACAAUGCUGGUGAACUGAUGAAGAAGGAAUCUCAGGAACUAGGUCAAUUAGUCCAACGAAGAUUUAAAUAUUUACAGAACCCAUCAAACUGUGAUGAGGCUAAGAAGCUGGUGUGUAACCUGAGUAAAGGCUGUGGGUAUGGAUGUCAACUCCACCAUGUCACAUACUGUAUGAUGGUGGCCUAUGCCACACAAAGGACCUUAAUCCUUGAAUCCAGGGGCUGGCGCUAUGCCAGCAGUGGCUGGGAGUCUGUGUUCCUGCCACUAAGUGACACAUGUAGGGACAAAAAGGGAGGCAGUUCCAGACCCUGGGCAGAUCCUGAUAUAAUCCGUGACACCCAAGUAGUGGAGAUGCCCAUUGUUGACAGUCUUCACCCAAGACCAAAUUAUCUCCCCUUGGCCAUACCCAAGGAUCUAUCAGAGAGGCUCAUGCGACUCCAUGGUGACCCGGCAGUAUGGUGGAUUGGUCAGUUUGUGAAAUACCUGACCCGUCCUCAGCCUCGUCUUCAGACAGACAUGGACAAUGCCAAAGCAAAGCUUGGAUUCUCUAAACCCAUUGUAGGGGUCCACGUACGGAGAACAGACAAAGUGGGAACGGAGGCAGCUUUCCACAGUAUAGAUGAAUACAUGAUUUAUGUAGAUGAAUACUAUGACAGGCUGGAGGCCAGGGAACCUGUUCGGACCCGUAAAGUCUACCUCGCUUCAGACGAUCCUUCAGUCCUACCAGACGCCAAGACAAGGUAUCCUCACUACGAGUUUAUAAGUGACUUGGAGAUUACCAAGUCGGCGGGACUCAACAAGCGCUACACUGACCAGUCUCUCCAUGGCAUCAUCAUGGACAUUCACUUCCUGUCUCUGUCUGAUUAUCUUGUCUGUACCUUCUCCUCUCAGGUAUGCCGCGUUGCUUAUGAGAUGAUGCAGACAAUGCAUGCUGAUGCCUCUUCAUAUUUCAAGUCCUUGGAUGACAUUUAUUAUUUUGGUGGACAGAAUGGACACCAAAUGGAAGUUUUAGAAAAGUAUGUUUCAAAACAGCCAAAAGAAAUAGAUAUGGAGCCUGGUGAUUCUAUUGGCAUAGCAGGUAACCACUGGGACGGAUAUUCUAAAGGAAUGAACCGGCGGACGGGAAAGGAUGGAUUAUUUCCAUCCUAUAAAACACAGAGUAAGGUAGUCAUUGUGGACCUGCCAACAUAUUCUGAGGUAGACAGCCAAAACGAUCAGUGAAGGAAAUUCAGUGUGAUGUACUGGUAUUAAACUGUUUGGUUAUGUAAGCACUAUCCUGGGUAGGGUGUCACUCCAUGUGUGGGUAGGUUGGGUGUAGGACAGACUGACUGAUACAGUACUGGUGUACAGAUUGAUACUGUACUAGUGUACAGACUGAUACAGUACUGGUGUACAGACUGAUACAGUACUGGUGUACAGACUGAUACAGUACUGGUGUACAGAUUGAUACUGUACUAGUGUACAGAUUGAUACUGUAAUAGUGUACAGACUGAUACAGUACUGGUGUACAGAUUGAUACUGUACUAGUGUACAGAUUGAUACUGUACUAGUGUACAGAUUGAUACUGUACUAGUGUACAGAUUGAUACUGUACUGGUGUACAGACUGAUACAGUACUGGUGUACAGACUGAUACAGUACUGGUGUACAGAUUGAUACUGUACUAGUGUACAGAUUGAUACUGUAAUAGUGUACAGACUGAUACUGUGCUUGUGGGACAUAGAUAUGUCUUACUUUAUAGUAUUUCCUGGUAGUACUAUGUCAACGACAUUUGCCAAAUUCUGUAUGUAAUACGUUCAUAUCUUGAAAUGACAGGAUAUGUUGGAUACAGAAUUUGGAUGAUGUGUCCCACUACAUACACAGUCCUGUAUUCAUCGUAUACCAAAUCAUGGCCAUAGCUGGGUUAGGGGUGGCUAUGGAUUGCUUGCCUGCUUUGUUACAUAGAUGAACCUAUUCUUCAAUACACACUGAAAGUCAGACAGGACACCCUACUGCGGAACCAACUAACUGUCAGACAGGACACCCUCCUGGGGAACCAACUGAAAGUCAGACAGGACACUCUACUGGGGAACCAACUGACUGUCAGACAGGACACUCUACUGGGGAACCAACUGACCAUCAGACAGGGCACCCUACUGGGGAACCAACUGACCUUCAGACAAGACACCCUAGUGGGGAACCAACUGACCGUCAGACAAGACACCCUACUUGGGAACCAACUGACCUUCAGACAGGACACCCUACUGGGGAACCAACUGACUGUCAGACAGGACACCCUACUGGGGAACCAACUGACCGUCAGACAGGACACCCUACUGGGGAACCAACUGACCGUCAGACAGGACACCCUACUGGGAAACCAACUGACCGUCAGACAGGACACCCUACUGGGGAACCAACUGACCAUCAGACAGGACACCCUACUGGGGAACCAACUGACCGUCAGACAGACACCCUACUGGGGAACCAACUGACCGUCAGACAGGACACCCUACUGGGGAACCAACUGAAAGUCAGACAAGACACCCUACUGGGGAACCAACUGAAAGUCAGACAAGACACCCUACUGGGGAACCAGUAUGCUGAAGCGUGGGUAAAGUCGGUGUGUAAUGUUGGUUUGGCAAUAUUGACUUGCAGAAUGUGUAUUAGGGUAUGGUUAUUUGUAAUGAUUUAAGUGUAUGGAGGGUGUAUAUUGAUAUUUUACUGAUGUAAGACUGUUGUUUGUAUGAUAAAUGGUUAAUGUACUGACAUUACAUUGAGGUUUUGCUGUACCGUGACUACUACUGGUACGUAUACAGAAAAUGUAGUCUCUACACACCAGUGUGUUAAUACACAUCUGUACUGUAUAGAUGUGUACAUGGCAACUAGUUAAUAUAUAUUUUUCUUCCAUUAUGCAGAUUACACUGUGCAAUAUAGACUAAAUAUAUGAAUGUUUGUCAGGAUAUCAUAUCAUCUUAGAAUAAGCUCAGGGCCAACAUGUAACUGUACAUGUGAUUCACAGUAGGGGGUGGGUUUAUUACAGGAUAACGAAAUCCUCUUGUUGGCAUGUUCAUCAACUACAAUUAAUAUGGGUGGGCUUAUUACCAGACAUGGACAUUUCUGGAUAAAUAUGAUUUUUGUCUGUUUUACUAAUGGGUGUUUGUAUAAAGACUAUUAUGCAUAUGUAUAUGUGUAUUAUUUGUAUGGAAUUCCCAAGCUUUCUGCUGUAACAUCAAAUCAGGACAUUGUUUAUACUGUCAGCUGGACUGAUUUUUAUAGAUUAUCCUUCUUUCGCAGAACUUCCAUUUCUUCCAACUAUGUUAUCGACCUCAUUUGAUAAAGUAACAUGGCCUGACAUUGUACUGGCUGUGGAAUUAGUGUUGUAAUAUUGUGCGAGUGUAUUUUGUUAUACCAUAAUGAAAGCUUUUGAUCAUUAUUUUUUCUGUUGUUUAAGAGUUGUUAUAAUUAUGUUGUCCACCCAGUAAUGAGUGUUUAUGGUCCUGUCUCACCGAAAUUCUGUCAUUUGUUUUAUAUAUACUUUAUACUGUACAACGAUCUACUUGUUGUCUAAGUGACAGUCAGUAUGUGAUGACACAACUUUUGAUAUUUUCUUUCUGAAAGAUUUCAUUUUGUCACUUUUAUUAAGCAUCUAUACAAAGUACGGUUACCAGAGUAAUCAAUUUUCUAAAUCAAACUCUCUUCUCUUCAUAUUACAAGAUUAUUUUCUUUCUUUCUUUCUUUUUUUAAAAAAAUCUUUUUAAGAAGUUUCUAACAAUUUGUGCUAUACUAUUAAUAUGAAUUAUAAAUUUAAAUCUUCUUAAAUUAAUAGAGGUUUAAUUUUCAAUAUUAUAUGUUAUGAAGAAGUAAAUUACCAGUAUGAAAAUCAAUAAUAUCUCUUAAUCUUUCACUGUAUGGUAUUAAAACCUAUACAUAUUCAUAAGUUUUGAACGCAGGUAUUUGGUACAAACUCCUAACCCACGAGUCAUACAUGUAUUACAUAUAUUGAUAGUUGGUUUGGAAUUUGUGCCACAUUUUGCCAAGUCCCUGUGAUCUUGAAUACAUUUUGUUUUCUGUCGAAAUGUGUAGAGUCAACAUUUUGUGACCUCCAACUCUGAUGACUCGGAGACCCUGCUGAUAUCGAAGUAAAAAUUCAGUCCCAACCGUAAAGAUACUAUUCACAUGUAUGAAAUGUACUUUGUUUCCUCCAAUACUGGGGAUAACUCAAAGUUUUUUCAUGACUUUGGGAUAAAAAGUUUUUGACUGUAUUUGACAGCUGAUUUCCGUAGUGAAUGAACUUCAUACAUUCCUGGGCCUUUUUGUGUGCACUUUUAUAAUGGUACAUAUAUACUGGUACCUGCUUGUAAAUCCUAAUUAUAUAAACACACUCAUUUAUUGAUCAGUUUAACUUAUUUUGUUGAUGAUAUAUAGUGGCCAACUUGAUAAAAAAGUUAUUUUGCUCUACAACAUGCAUGUACUAUAUUGAAGUGUGAAAUCCCGUUUAACAGAAUGUUUGACUGUGUGUAUUAAGUAUGUACCUGAAUAGACAUUGCUUAGAAACAGAUUCAUUUUUUUUUUUUUUUGCCAAAAUAUUCUCACUAUCUUUAAAAAUGUUAAUACACAGAAUACAUGUAAAUAUAUUUUGUUGGAGCGAGUUACCAAAUCAAAUUCAAUAAUGUAUCUCUUUUUUUUAUAUGAAAUAUAUUUUUUUAUGCAUCUUAGUGAUUAGAGGCUUAAUGAAAUUAUAUGUAUUUCCUCAUCUGACACUUCUAAUGUUCCCUUAACUAAACCUCUUUUAUAAAUAUAUAAUUUUUUUUUCUACAUUAAUGAUUGAUCCAAUCAUAUGCUGCUAUUUCUAUGAGGUACAAAUUUAAAUACAUUUUCUGGUUGGUAGGAUGUGGUUCACCCAAUGUGACUCUUACAUGAUGAGUGAAGUUAUUUUGAUGUUUUUAUGACUUGGGUCAGAAUGAUUUGGACUAGAGUCAACACAGAUUUCUUUUGUCAUUUUUGUCAAUGACAUUUUUUUUUUUUUGCCAACAAACACUUAUUUCCACCAAAACUUUUGAAAGCCAUAUUGCAUAUUGAUGAAAGCCAAUUACAUGUAUAUCAACAUAGUUUCCUUUCGUGUCAAAUAUUUGAAAUCCUGAAUAGAAAUCAGACUUUGUUCUAGAGAUUUAAUUAUGCUCAGACCAGAAAUCGGACAUUGUUCUAGAGAUUUCAUGUUCAGAACAUCACAUGUUUUCAUCUCUAAUAGAAGAAUAUUUUUUUCUUGACACAAGAAACCUUGAGUACAUUAUAGGACUAUUGCUAUAUAGGGGGUAGCAGGGAAGUAGUUUUAUUUUCCACACAUAUGAUAUUAAUAUUGAUACUAAUAUCAUAUAUAUCCUUAAAUAAACGCCCUUCCUCAAUGUUAAAGUUUAGUAUUGAAUUCUUGCCAGGGCUUAAUUGUGAACCAUGUUAAGCUUACUGAAAAUAGGCCUACAUGUAUUUGGAUUUUAAAAUCAAUAAACCUGAAAAAAUGAAGAAGGGAGUUUAUUUGUAGGCAGGGUAGUAUUUUGGAUAAAUGUGAUAGUCAUAUCAGUACACUAGGUUGAUUUGAGAUAGUGCUGUUUUUUUGCAUUGAUGUGAAAACUAUGAAACUGGUGCAUUAACUAGGAAACUGGUGCAUUGGUUGCGAGUUCGAAACCCAUGUGGGUCAGUUGCCUGGUACUGACCGUAGGCCGGUAGUUUUUCUCUGGCUACUCCGGCUUUCCUCCAGCUCCAAAACCAGGCACGUCCUAAAAUGACCCUGGCUGUUAAUAGGACGUUAAACAAAAUAAACCAAACCAAAAGCAUUGGUGAAAGGGCUGCAAGACCUGCAGUGACAUUUUGAAUCAUCUACAAAAAAUAUAAAAUAAUUCUACCGCAAAUUUCUGUACAGAGUACAAGCUACCUUUUAAUUUUUGUAUUCAUUAUGUUAUGUAUAUUGUAUUAUAAAUACAUUUAGUUUUAAUUUAUUGAUGUUUGAAAGUUGAAAUUGUUAUUUACUAAUUCAUUGAAUCCAAAUACAUAUUGUACAGAUUGUAAUAUAGCUGAAUUUUACAUGUACAUAUGUCAUUUAUACCUCAAUAUAGAAUAGAAAGAAAGUUAUUUUGAGUGAUUGAAAUCAAACAAUGAGGACAAGAAUUAAUCCAUGGAUGGCAUUGUGUCUGAUAGUGGAUUGUUGUGUAGUCGUGCAAGUGAAUUUAAAACUGAUCGUUUAAAAGUAUUAGAAAAUAUAUGAAGACGUAAAUGGCACAUACAUGUAGUAACAUACUGUUUCAGUAAAUGGAUUUAAAGAUAGAAUUUAACAGAAAGUUAUCAGUAGGUAUUUGUUUGUUGUCAACAAGUUAAAUGUUUAAAUAAGUCAAAAGGUCACACAGGGGAUUGGGUGGGGGUGGGGGGAGGUGGGGGUAUUCUUGUUUUGUAACCACUUGUAGGAAACUAAUAUGGUAAACAAAUGGAUGGACUUUGGAUGGUCAAACCGCACUUUGCUCAUUCUUAAUACACAGCUGUAGUACACAAGUUAUGCAUUGCCCCAUCGACUGUAUGUACAAGCUUAUCUGUGAUCGUCAAUAGAGGGUACAAUUUCUACUGUUUGGAAGAUUUUCUAAGUAUUAUUUUUGCAAAGGAGUCAACAAAAUAAAAGUAUUAAAACGGAGAACAAUCAUUCCAUUAAUAAGCUUUUGAUUUUUUAGUUUUUGAAAAAAUAUUUUAUACACUUUAUUGACUCGUACACACGUACACUCUCUUGUCAUGAUACAUGUACAAAUAAAUACACACUAUACUCUUACCAUAUUUAUCCUCAGAUAAGCCCUGUUCCCUAGUUUAAAAUUUCAAUAUUAAUGUUUGGUUAUUUGUGAACCACAUUUAGCUUCCUGUUUUAAAAUUAAUGAUUCUGCAAAAAUGAAGUAGAGGGCCAUUUUGAGGGCAAAAGCUUGUUUGUGGAUAAAGCAUACAGUAAUUUUGCAAUUUCAUCAGCUCAUUGUUGUCACACUCUAUCUAGUAACAUUGCUCACAAAGUGACAGCACUCAUGGAUAUGGUGAAGUAGUAACACAUCCAGUCAACCAUCAUACAUCUUACUUCAUUUUAGUUACAUUGUCAUCAUUAAUGGGGAGACAUUGUCAUCGUUGAUAGGGAGACAUUGUCAUCGUUGAUAGGGAGACAUUGUCAUCAUUAAUGGGGAGACAUUGUCAUCAUUAAUGGGGAGACAUUGUCAUCGUUGAUAGGGAGACAUUGUCAUCGUUGAUAGGGAGACAUUGUCAUCAUUAAUGGGGAGACAUUGUCAUCAUUAAUGGGGAGACAUUGUCAUCAUUAAUGGGGAGACAUUGUCAUCAUUAAUGGGGAGACAUUGUCAUCAUUAAUGGGGAGACAUUGUCAUCAUUAAUUGGAGACAUCAUCAUUGUUAAUUGGCAGACAUUGUCAUUAUUGAUUGGGAGACAUUAUCACCAUUAAUGGGGAGACAUUAUCAUCAUUAAUUGGAAGACAUAAUCAUUGUUAAUUGGCAGACAUUGUCAUCAUUAAUGGGGAGACAUUGUCAUCAUUAAUGGGGAGACAUUGUCAUCAUUAAUGGGGAGACAUUGCCAUCAUUAAUGGGGAGACAUUAUCAUCAUUAAUUGGAAGACAUUAUUAUUGUUAAUGGGGAGACAUUAUCAUCAUUAAUGGGGAAUGGUAAAAUAGUAACCUAGUUUAUGUUCAUACAUACAGAUUGAUUGUGGUGUGGGGUGCUAUGGUAGCAUGCUGAUUAAUUUGAAUCUUUCACUAAUGAGAGUGUGUGACAAAGAAUAUCUCAACUCAAGGUCUGAGAUUCUUGAAAGUCUAACCUGAGACUCUGCUGAAGGUUUCCUUUUCAUGAUCCUCGCCCAAAGAUUGAGAUUAAAUUGUUUGGGAAAUGAUUAUUUUUCUCCAUCUAUUUCCUCCAAAUUCCCAUGUUGUUUUCUGAACGAUUUCCACUUGUUUGUAAAUAAAUGCACAAGGAUAUCAUAUGGAUAUCACCUGUAAAUGCAAUUCGCUGCACACUCUGAAAAAAUUUCAUACCGAUAACAUAUGACAAGAGAAUAUAGGUCUCUAACAAUUCUCUUCUAUUCAUUAAAAAUGAAACAUUCUGUUACAAUUUUAUAUUGUUCUAUGGAAACCACAUUACUGAUAGUGUUGAUACAUGUCUUAAAAUGUAUCUCUGUUGCCAUAAAGCAUUAUUCAAAUACAUAGGGAAAUGUUGAGGAAAAUAGAUACAUACUUUCUCAUUGAUACUACUGACAUAUUGCGAUGUGGCUCACUCCUGGAUCAGGAAGUCAGCGUGUGCUAUCUGUCCUGCCCUUUAGGGGUUGAUAUAGAAACAUUUUAUGGCUGAAUUUACUGACAAAUGAAUGAUUGGAGAAAUAAGUAUGUAUGUGACGUUAUGUGUUCACUCAAACAUUGGUGGUGUAUAUAUGAAUUGUAUAUUGAUUUCAUCUGAUAGCAUCAUGACAAUGCUAGAAUAUAUUAUUAUAUUAAAUCGCUGUAUAAACAUGCUAUUCCAUAAGAGUAUUUGGUCGGUGUAUUGUCAAAUGAAACUUGUAUUUAUUGUUGUAUCAUGAUUGUGAGACGAUAUAAGAGUAUUAUACUAUAGUAAAAAUAGAGAUAGGAAUGAUUUGUAUAAAAAAAGAUGCGUUGUAUAGUGACAUAAAAUGACAAAUCUAGUACAUUUUAUGUAUGGCUUCAUGCAGAACGAUAUCAACAUCAUAUUUAAACAUUUUCGCAAUUCAGGGCGGCAUAAAGCUACAAUAUACUUAUUUUUAUGCUCUUUAUGGGAGUCAACUCCAGUACAAUGGAACAUAAACGACUAAUGAGAAGGAAUGAACAUCCCUGUUACAAGAUACCAAAAAGUCUCUUUUAUAGAGAUUUUAUGUGUAUGUAAAGGGCAACAGGUUAAGGACUGUCGUUUCUCCUUGGGUAGAAUUUCAGUCUAGAGACAUUCUGAAAAAACUUCAUAAAAAUUGUAUAUAUGUUACCAUGAGGGCAUAAAAUUACUGGCGGUAAUUGCUUGUUCUAACAUGUUGUACAGCAAUCAAAGGGCCAACUUGAAUACUGAUUUUCUGUGCCGUCAUUUACUACUCAAUAUUUUAUCAUUUUCAUUGAAUUGGAGUUCAAUAUAUAUUUACCAAUAUUGGUCCGUCAUUUGGCAUAAAAUGGUGCUAUUUGAUGUGUAAGUGGUUACACAGCAGUCAUUAAAUUUUCCACACCACUAACAUUUUUCCAUAGUAAAGGAUGGUGUCAUAACAACCAUUUUUUUAUUGAUUUCAUCUUCAUGUUUAUCUCAAUUACUAUAAAGACUUGAGGAAAAAAAAACCCAAAAAAACCAAGUAUUUUUGUGAUCAUGUUCUAAUGAUCACUUUGCAGGACCAGGUUGUAUCAUUUACUAAAAUCAUUCUUAACUAAAUGAUACCACAACACAAGUUUGUAGAUUAAUUUUGGAAAUGAUACAUAGAGAAUGAGUAUAUCCUUGCAAUAAUACUCACAGAAAAUCAUAAUGAAUCUAAAAAUGAAGUAAAUAUCCUGAAUUACAUGUUGUUAUGGUAACAAUGUUGGUACAUUUUGUUGUGUAAUAGUCAUGUGCAUGUUCUGCUGAGUACAGCAUCAUUAAUAUUCAUUCCACUUUAUACCCGCCCCUAUAUAUAUCCCCACAGUCUUGUGUUCCAUUUAAGUAUUGGGUUGUGUUGUUUUGUAAAAGACUUCUACUAAAGUAAAUAUUUAAAAAAAAUUCUUCAUGGAUAUGCAUGUAUAAAUUCUUUUUUCUUUUUUAUUAAAAUUCCUUUUUUUUUCAUUGCAAUUCAAUUUUUAUUAAAAUUCAAUUUUUACUUUAAUCAUAAUUUUUGCACUUCAACAAUUACAAUGUUGUGAAGUUAUAAUAUACAUGGCAUUUCUUUAAAAAAAAAUUGAGAAAAAUGACAUAUCAAAAUUUCAAUGAUGCAUGUUUAAUUAAGACCCAGAGGGACAAGACAUGAACCUUGACUUAGUAAGUAGGAGAAUGGGCUUACUGUUGAACAAUGAAAUAAAAACAUGUACCUUAUAUUGGCAUUUGUACUGAUAAGAAGUGUAAUAGAUGACGAGUGGGCUUAACAUGGGUAUUUUGCCAGAUAAAUACGGUAGUUAAUAUCUGGGCCAUUUUCCUUUAUUACAUGGACCCGAGUUGUUCGUUUAUGAAAUAAAGACAUAGCUUGAGAUUUUAUGUUGUUUCUGAUGAGCCUUUACAUAGAAUUUCAAGGCCUGUAUUGACAUCUGCAGGUCUGACAAGAUCUAUACCUGAAAUAUUCACAUUUAAUAACAGAAAAACCAGGUUGUCUGCAAAUUACUACCAAAUUAACAUUAGAUGAUACAGAGCCGUACUUUCUUGUGUAAAUGGCUUGUCCUGCAGCUAUGAUGAAAACUUUAACACAACUUGGUUUGAUUAUUGAUUGAUGAAUGGUUCUAUGACCCACACGAUGUUGAAUUAUGUUUGCUUCAUGGAAGAUUUACAUCGAUUGUGUACAGCCAUUAAUUGUUUAUACCGGUUAUGUCGCUGCCCUUCGGCAUUCAGUAUUCAAUGGUACAUAUACCUGAUAACGUAUGUAUAGUAUACUGGUAUUAAUGAACCUGAGGCUGUGAUCAGAAAGCCGUUAAAAGUAUUUUCAGUAUACACUAUGAUGGACGUGGGAAUAUAAAUGUAUUGCAGAAGACCUUUGUUUAGUUUACAAUAUGUCUUAAAAGCUUUUUUCUAUUUGAAAGAAUUUUCUCUAUGAAUGAAAGUGAUACAUGUUAUAUAUUAUUUUAAUAAAACUGCAAAUGUGUAUAUGACUGUGA